Molecule: messenger RNA, 273 nt
Organism: Knipowitschia caucasica
Lineage: Eukaryota; Metazoa; Chordata; Actinopteri; Gobiiformes; Gobiidae
Source: the annotation of a GenBank genome assembly
AUGGAGUCCCCUCAGUCCCCGAAGACACACAUGUACAGAGGAGGGGGAGGGGGUGAGGGAGGGAGGGGAGCUCUGCCUGCUUCCCUCCACACCUCACUCCGACUGACAGAGAAGUCUGAGAACCCUUCGGACUCCAACGGACAGCUUACAAACUAUGGACUGGGGCUGAGGAAACACCAGACCCCAGGGCGACAGGUGAGACCAGAUCCAGUCUUGGUCAACCGCUGUUAUGGAUACGAACUCUUUUCUCAUGAAGACAUAGCAACUGACUGA